UGUGAAAAGUAACCAAGUGAUAAUUGUACCUCGAAACCCUGAACUCUCUAAAACCCUAGUCUCUCCGGAAAGCAGCGGAGGUCAUCGGUGGCGCCUCCGGGUCAAAAUUUGGAUCAUUUUGCAGAAUUAGCACCAUGUAUCUUCAAUUUUACAUAAACGACAACGGGGACAAGGUUUACACAACCAAGAAAGAGUCACCGCUUGGGUUGGUAACACAAUCUGCUCAUCCCGCUCGCUUCUCGCCAGAUGACAAGUACUCUAGGCAGCGAGUUCUUCUGAAGAAACGCUUUGGAUUGCUUCCAACCCAGAAACCGCCCCUAAAGUACUGAUAUCCGAGCUUCAGAUGCUCAUAUCUCUAAAAUUCUAGGAAAAGACAAUUGGUUUGAGAUCCUAAGGAAUAUUUUGUGAUGUUUGCAACUGCUAUAAUCUACUUCAUGCGGUGUAUAAGACUACAGUUUGAUGUGGGGAUUUUGUUGAGCAGUGGUCUUAUGUGAUCAUUUAUGUAAUCUUUGCUGAUAUCGUACUAUUGUAGUUAUUCACCAGUUUUCAAGCAGAGUUCUGAAGAGACAAACAUUGUGAUUAA
This is a messenger RNA of Asparagus officinalis (garden asparagus), 583 nucleotides long. RefSeq names its product H/ACA ribonucleoprotein complex subunit 3-like protein. NCBI's taxonomy places the organism in Eukaryota, Viridiplantae, Streptophyta, Magnoliopsida, Asparagales, Asparagaceae. The transcript is spliced from 4 exons. Bases 135 to 329 code for a protein of 64 amino acids. Gene Ontology annotation, cellular component: box H/ACA telomerase RNP complex; box H/ACA snoRNP complex. Gene Ontology annotation, biological process: snRNA pseudouridine synthesis; positive regulation of telomerase RNA localization to Cajal body; ribosome biogenesis. Gene Ontology annotation, molecular function: telomerase RNA binding; box H/ACA snoRNA binding. The record is from RefSeq and is a predicted model, not a curated record.